Molecule: messenger RNA, 647 nt
Organism: Owenia fusiformis
Lineage: Eukaryota; Metazoa; Annelida; Polychaeta; Sabellida; Oweniidae
Source: the annotation of a GenBank genome assembly
AUGGUACGUGUGGAUACACUCUCUGCUCCUUUCUAUGUACUUCAAGGAGUUCAUCAGGGCGGGGUCUAUUCUAUGUUAAUGUACCAAUUAUAUAAUGCUGACUUAAUCCUAGAAUUGCAAUCGUUAAAGUUGGGUGCAUUAGUUGGUGGGUUGGAUAUCACAUGUCCAGUUUAUGCCGAUGAUACAUCAAUAAUUACUACAAGCACGACAUCUAUGAAUGCACUGCUAAAUUUGGCAUACAAUCACAGCCUCAGUGGCGGUAUGAUAGCCGAUCCUGAUAAAUGUAAUGUGAUGACUUUUGGAAAUAAUGACCACGCUGUACAACCUAUGUUUAAAAUUGGCGACAAGCAGGUGACUAUUGUGCAAAAUCAAACCCAUGUAGGUAUACCCUUAUCAACUAGUGGAAGCGUUUCCGAAUAUGUUGAGAAGGCGGUUACGUCUGGUAAAAGGAAAUGUUUCUCUCUACUUGGUCUAGGGAGUACUUGUGGUGGACUCAAUCCUCUAACGGCAUCAUGCCUUUAUUGGACGCUGUCUAUUCCUACAAUGCUAUACGGUAGUUCAAUCAUUUCUUAUCCGAAUAAUGAUGUUGAAUUAAUCCAAACAGCCCAUAGGCAGAUUGGAAAACGCAUUCAAUGUCUUCCUACUAA